AUGCCCCGCAUAAACUUCUACCUCAUAAUUAUGCUUGGUUUUCUAAUUCCAAUGUCGCGAGCCGAAUGCCUCAGGUUAUGCGAGUGCAAGUGGAAGAGCGGGAAAGAGUCCGUGACCUGUCACAACGCGAAUUUGACGAGCUUACCCCAACGGCUCGACAGCGGUACCCAGGUGCUGGACCUAACCGGCAAUAACUUCGCGUCCAUAAAGCACGAGGAGUUCAGCAAGGCGGGCCUAGUGAACUUGCAGAGGAUCUAUUUCGCCAAAUGCCGAUUAAAAACGAUAGAGCGGUACGCAUUCAACGAUCUCAUCAACCUGGUAGAGUUGGACUUGAGCUAUAACUAUUUAACGAUCGUCCCGUCUCACGCGUUCAGCUCAGUGCCGGAGUUGAGGGAGCUCAAGCUGAGCGGGAACCCGAUACAAAAAAUAUCCAACGACGCGUUUCUGCACACGAACCAGCUGAUUCGUUUGGAAAUGUCGAACUGCAGAAUUAGCGCGAUAGACCCAGGCGCGUUUAGCGGAUUGGCGAAGUCCCUCGAGUGGCUGAAACUGGACAGAAAUAGGCUGGCGGACGUGGACGCCAUGUCGUUCACGUCCCUGGAAAACUUGCACGGUCUUGAACUGAACGGUAACCCGUGGAACUGCUCGUGCGCGCUGCGUCCGCUGCGGGAUUGGAUGCUGCGCAAGAAUGUGCCGUACGAUAUACCGCCCGUCUGUCAUGCGCCGAAGAGGCUCGCUGAGAAACCGUGGGACAAGUUGGACCUAGACGAAUUUGCCUGCGUUCCCGAGAUUUUCGCGUACGAAAGCAAAACUCACGGCACGGAGGGCAAGAACGUGACGAUGACGUGCCGCAUAGAAGGCAUUCCCAAGCCCAGCGUCAAGUGGUUGCUGAAGAACAAAGUGAUCGCGAAUCUGUCUGGUUCGUCGUACGCUAACAAUAAGAAAUUGUACGUCGUGAACUUGACGAAUAAGUCCAGUGAGUUGACGAUCUUCAGUGCGGAUCUGCAAGAUGCCGGUACUUACGUCUGCACCGCCGAGAACAAAGCGGGCAAGGCCGAAGCCAGUGUGACGCUGGCGGUGUCCAGGAAGAGUUCGGAGAACAGCUUGACUCACAAGAUACUAGUGGCCAGUGUGUUGACGGGGUUAGUAUUGGCGUGCGCUUCGUGCGUGACGGCUAUGUGUUUGUGCACGUCGCGUAAAAAGCAGUUGAUGAAAUGGAAGAGGAGUGAGUGCGGCAGAGACGAUAACUACGAGAAAAUCGAACUUAAUCAAAAAGUGAUGGGUAACGUGAACGGUGGCGUGAAAAAAGACGAUUGCGCGGCAACGGUGGGGUCGAGGAAAAACGGCGACUACAGGGUAGUUCCGGGUGGCGACACGGACCACGAAAAUGAAGAGGAGGAGGAGAGUACGUUGGAAGUCGCCACGCCCAGUACGUCUAAUUCGCGCAGGUGCACGGUAGAAGAUUCUGUGCGUAAUCCUUCUUCGCCGGAUGACACGCAGCAAGACGGAUUAAGCAAUCAAAACAGAGACAAUAUCAAGAGGGCCUACAGUUCGACGUUUGGUACAUAUAAACAUCCGAAGAGUGUCGUCGUCUCGGUGAACACGACCAGCACAUCUUACGGCACGAAAAGCAGUCACGAGCUUCCAGCGGUUUUGGAAAAUGACCGUCCGGUUCCCGACGUCAUCGAUCAUAACUAUUCCCUCCUUGGUAAAACGAUCAGCAACCGGAGUGGGACUCUAAGCGAGAACGGCAGUUACGCCGACAUAAACGAACUUUUUUGCACUUUGCCCAGAAAAAAACACUCGAAACUGUAUAAGAGCACGGACAGUCAGUCGCCUCUGCUGACGGAUAGCAGAUACGGAAGCAGUGGCGGCGAGAGCGCCAGCAGCUCGGGCAAUUGUAGCAGACGAAUGUCGAUCGAGUCCCAGAGAUAUCCCGGGACGACAAAUUUAAAUCGGAACAGGGUAAACAAAAUAUCGAACAGUUUCUUAAAUUUAGCGAGAGACGAGAAAUUGAACGCCACUCCUUUGUUGGACGUUAACAGUUUAGAAAGCCGGGUUUUGUACAAAAAGGAAUCGGAUGUUUCCGCUUACUGUUCCGGUUCGAGUUACGAGUAUCACGCGACUCAAUUGGAACGUUUCCUCGAGGAAUAUCGAACGCUGCAGAAACAGCUGACGAUAAUGAAAGAGACCUGCGACAACUUAUGUCAGGAACGGGGAGUGUCUCCCGCUUCCGCGGGCCGCGCCAAUUUAAACGUCGUAUCGCCCAAUUCGAUCGAAGAUUCGGCCGAUUUUAAAAAGUUCGAGAACGAAUUAACCAAAUAUCUGCUUACCAAAAGCUGCUCGACUAAAAACUUCGGCGCAGGCCUGGCGCACAACUAAACGGGUGCCAUUUUUGAUGGUUUUCUGGCUCACCUUACUGUCUGGGUACGGUUUUUACAUAGGAUCCAGUGGCGUAGUCAGUUUUCUUCUGAAACACACUUGUAUAUGUCUAUUAAUAAUUUUGUUGGGCUUGUCGUUAGCUUCAUAUCUCUUCUUUGUUUUCUAUGAGUGGGGCAUCGAAAAUAAACAAAUGACCUAUUUUUCUGCAAGAAGUUGUCCGUUGAUAAUAUGAUAAUAAUAGAAUAUAAUAUGGAGGGUGUCCCGAAAUUAAACAUGAAUAUUUGAACCACGUAUUCUGUGAACCCAAAUAAGGAUAAAAGUUCAUAUCAACUAGGGUUCAAAACGUCCUAGUUUUUAACGUACAGGGUAUUAAAUUUGAAGAAGUGAUGGCGAUUUUUGUA
Molecule: messenger RNA, 2783 nt
Organism: Cylas formicarius (sweet potato weevil)
Lineage: Eukaryota; Metazoa; Arthropoda; Insecta; Coleoptera; Brentidae
Exons: 2
Coding region: 1-2382 (793 amino acids)
Molecular function (GO): protein binding
Source: RefSeq, a predicted model, not a curated record